AUGGCCAGAUCUCACACUAUAUCUACAACAUGGCCAGAUCUCACACUAUAUCCACAACAUGGCCACAUCCCACACUAUAUCCACAACAUGGCCACAUCUCACACUAUAUCCACAACAUGGCCACAUCUCACACUAUAUCCACAACAUGGCCACAUCUCACACUAUAUCCACAACAUGGCCACAUCUCACACUAUAUCCACAACAUGGCCACAUCCCACACUAUAUCCACAACAUGGCCACAUCUCACACUAUAUCCACAACAUGGCCACAUCCCACACUAUAUCCACAACAUGGCCACAUUCCACGCUAUACCCACAACAUGGCCACAUCUCACACUAUACCCACAACAUGGCCAGAUCUCACACUAUAUCCACAACAUGGCCAGAUCUCACACUAUAUCCACAACAUGGCCACAUCUCACACUAUAUCCACAACAUGGCCACAUCUCACACUAUAUCCACAACAUGGCCACAUCCCACACUAUAUCCACAACAUGGCCACAUCUCACACUAUAUCCACAACAUGGCCACAUCUCACCCUAUAUCCACAACAUGGCCACAUCUCACACUAUAUCCACAACAUGGCCACAUCUCACACUAUAUCCACAACAUGGCCACAUCUCACACUAUAUCCACAACAUGGCCACAUCCCACACUAUAUCCACAACAUGGCCACAUCUCACACUAUAUCCACAACAUGGCCACAUCCCACACUAUAUCCACAACAUGGCCAGAUCUCACACUAUACCCACAACAUGGCCACAUCCCACGCUAUACCCACAACAUGGCCAUAUCUCACACUAUAUCCACAACAUUGCCACAUUCCACACUAUAUCCACAACAUGGCCACAUCCCACGCUAUACCCACAACAUGGCCAUAUCUCACACUAUACCCACAACAUGGCCAGAUCUCACCCUAUAUCCACAACAUGGCCACAUCUCACACUAUAUCCACAACAUGGCCACAUCCCACACUAUAUCCACAACAUGGCCACAUCCCACACUAUACCCACAACAUGGCCAGAUCUCACACUAUACCCACAACAUGGCCAGAUCUCACCCUAUAUCCACAACAUUGCCACAUCUCACACUAUAUCCACAAUAUGGCCACAUCCCACGCUAUACCCACAACAUGGCCUCAUCCCACACUUAUAGCUAUAUCAUACAUGAUUAUCCUGAUAAUACAGCCACUUCCUACCUGAUAAUACAGCUACAUCUAACCUGA
Molecule: messenger RNA, 1224 nt
Organism: Pelobates cultripes (western spadefoot toad)
Lineage: Eukaryota; Metazoa; Chordata; Amphibia; Anura; Pelobatidae
Source: the annotation of a GenBank genome assembly